Molecule: messenger RNA, 2781 nt
Organism: Malaclemys terrapin pileata
Lineage: Eukaryota; Metazoa; Chordata; Testudines; Emydidae
Gene: SEC61A2
Product: SEC61 translocon subunit alpha 2
Exons: 12
Coding region: 422-1852 (476 amino acids)
Biological process (GO): SRP-dependent cotranslational protein targeting to membrane, translocation; post-translational protein targeting to membrane, translocation
Cellular component (GO): membrane; Sec61 translocon complex
Molecular function (GO): transmembrane protein transporter activity; signal sequence receptor activity; ribosome binding
Source: RefSeq, a predicted model, not a curated record
CAGACCUUGACCUCUGACCCGCUACGGCUCAGCCGCCGGCGUGACGCUUUGGGUCCUUUAACGUGUUUAGGCGACUUUCCCGCGCCUGAGCCCUCUGCUCUGGUCCGCUUAACGGGUCAAGGAAUGGGGUCAUUUUGGCGGGGUGAAGGGUUCCUCCCGGAAAGGGGAAUGGUGCCUGUUGUCCCGGGUCCCGCACCUCUCCCAGAUUCCCACACGUACACUGCUCAGCAAGUGGGUGGCCCCGGCGCUGCCUGAUCCGUUACCGGACCGGUAGAGGGAAGGGGUCCUGAUUGUACCUGCGUCGCGGAACAGGACCGGCAGUCACGUGACUGGCAGCGGCCGGCGCCUCGGAGCGGGGAGGAGGCUGCAGGGGGAGGGGAAGCCCGGACUCCCCUUGGCCAGGCCGGCCGGCCCCGCCGCCAUGGGCAUUAAAUUUUUAGAAGUUAUUAAGCCUUUCUGUGCAGUUUUACCUGAAAUCCAGAAGCCUGAAAGAAAGAUCCAGUUCAGAGAGAAAGUACUAUGGACAGCUAUCACACUAUUCAUUUUCUUAGUGUGCUGUCAGAUCCCUUUGUUCGGAAUCAUGUCAUCAGACUCUGCAGAUCCUUUCUAUUGGAUGAGAGUCAUUCUUGCAUCAAACAGAGGGACUUUGAUGGAGUUGGGUAUCUCGCCCAUUGUGACAUCUGGUUUGAUCAUGCAGCUGUUAGCUGGUGCCAAGAUCAUUGAAGUUGGUGAUACACCAAAAGACAGAGCUCUUUUCAAUGGAGCCCAGAAAUUGUUCGGGAUGAUUAUAACCAUUGGGCAGGCCAUUGUGUACGUCAUGACUGGGAUGUAUGGAGAUCCUGCUGAAAUGGGUGCUGGAAUUUGUCUCCUUAUCAUAAUUCAGUUGUUUGUUGCUGGUUUGAUUGUGCUGCUGUUAGAUGAGCUGCUGCAGAAGGGUUACGGCUUGGGGUCUGGUAUUUCCCUCUUUAUUGCUACCAACAUCUGUGAAACCAUUGUCUGGAAGGCCUUUAGUCCCACUACCAUUAACACUGGCAGAGGAACGGAGUUUGAGGGUGCGGUGAUUGCAUUAUUCCAUCUUCUGGCUACACGAACUGACAAAGUCCGUGCUUUGCGGGAGGCUUUCUACCGACAGAACUUGCCCAAUCUCAUGAAUCUGAUUGCUACAGUAUUUGUGUUUGCUGUGGUCAUAUAUUUUCAGGGAUUUCGUGUUGAUUUACCUAUCAAGUCUGCUCGAUACCGUGGACAGUACAGUAGUUAUCCCAUCAAGCUCUUCUAUACCUCCAACAUUCCCAUCAUUCUUCAGUCUGCCUUAGUUUCAAACCUCUAUGUCAUUUCCCAGAUGUUGUCUGUUCGAUUUAGUGGCAACUUCUUAGUAAACUUACUAGGACAGUGGGCAGAUGUCAGUGGUGGUGGCCCUGCUCGGUCUUACCCAGUUGGUGGUCUCUGCUAUUACCUAUCUCCCCCAGAAUCCAUGGGUGCUAUAUUUGAGGAUCCUGUCCACGUAAUUGUUUACAUCAUUUUUAUGUUGGGAUCCUGUGCGUUCUUCUCCAAGACAUGGAUUGAGGUGUCUGGUUCAUCAGCAAAAGAUGUUGCUAAGCAACUGAAAGAACAGCAAAUGGUGAUGAGAGGCCACAGGGAUACAUCGAUGGUUCAUGAGCUUAAUAGGUACAUCCCUACAGCAGCUGCAUUUGGUGGCUUGUGCAUUGGUGCCCUCUCAGUAUUAGCAGACUUUCUUGGAGCCAUUGGAUCAGGCACUGGCAUCCUGCUUGCAGUCACUAUUAUUUAUCAGUAUUUUGAAAUAUUUGUAAAAGAACAGGCUGAAGUUGGAGGAGUGGGUGCUUUAUUUUUCUAAAUGUCCAAAUAUUUCAUGAUUUGCUUGAAAGGGAAAGUAUCUUGACAACAUGCCUCAGUCAGUCCAAUAAUGCUGUCUUCUUUUUCUUUGUUUUCAAGUGCCAAGUCCCAUUAUCAUAAUGGGCAUUGAGCAAUGCCUGUGUGCAGCAUCGGUACCAGCUGCCUUAAGAAUAAAGUUUACAUUAUCUUGUUUAAGUAGAUCUAGUGUUGCCUGUAAUGCUGGAAAUCAAUGCAUCUACUUUGCUGUUCAGACACUACAGUGAGAUGGUAAAAUGUAAGAGUUUAUUAGUAAACAUUUUGCACACAGCGUUAAGAUCUUAAAUUGAUUUUCCCAUUUUUAGUCAGAAAAAAAUACCAGUGUGCAGAUUGCCACAUGCCAAUAUUCUUGAGCUUAUUAAAUAAGUUCUUGACCGAAUUUGUAUGUAAUCUAUAUUUUGCAUAAAUUACUUUUUAUACUUUUUUAACGUGCAUUUCCCCAUCAUUGUGCUUCAGCAUUACCUAUUCAUUUGUGUUGUCUCCACUUGGGCAUCCAACUCCUAGCCCUGAGGGUGGACAAACGUUUUACCUGAGAUUGCUACUCAUCUCACCUGUGAAUUGGUUCUGCUGUAUGUGCAAGGCCCAGAGAGCACUUCCAUUCUCAGCCCUGGGCUUCCCGCAUGUAGGUGCAGUCAUGCCACCACGUUGGCCUAUACCUUUUGUGUUUAACAAGUACUUGUGAAAACUGUGCCACUGAAACUUCAUGUCCACUUUGCUUUUGUGAUUCUGAAGGACAGAAGCCUGCUUCCUAAAGCAGUGUUCGGAAUUGGGAGAUGGGGGAAAUGAGCAAUUCCUGUUGAAAAAUUAUUUAUGUUGUCGUAGUUUACAACGGCAAUGUAACAAGUAUAAACAUUAGACAAUAAACUUAUUUAAUUAAAUUCUGUUCUUGUCUUA